AUGUCUCCUGUUCUCAAUGAGUUACCAAAAUCAGUUAUAAAAUGUAUCAAUGCUAUCAAAGCUAAUGCCAUAUGUGAGCGUUUUCUCAAGCAGUUUUGUGAAAAUGCAGACUAUGAUAUCUUUGAAAAACUGAAUAUGUUAAAUAAGCAACUUCAAGGAUCAAAUACUACUCUUGUUGAUGCAAAGACGAAGACAUUUGGCUUUGUUACAUUCAUUGAGUACCAAGAAGAACUCUCAGAAAUGCAAAAUAAUGAGUCAGUUAAAACUUUAUUCAAUAUAAAAGGAGUGAUGUCAUGGCUUUGUGAUGAAACAGAAACCAAAUACCCAAAUUCAGCCAACUUCGCAAGAAAAUUGUUGUUACCGUUCCCAUCUUCAUAUCUAGUCGAAUGUGACUUAAGUGCUACAGCCGCCAUAUUUGGCCAAUGCCGUGUACGAUUUUAA
Octopus bimaculoides (California two-spot octopus) is the source of this 441-nucleotide messenger RNA. RefSeq lists its product as uncharacterized. The record is from RefSeq and is a predicted model, not a curated record. NCBI's taxonomy places the organism in Eukaryota, Metazoa, Mollusca, Cephalopoda, Octopoda, Octopodidae.